Molecule: messenger RNA, 951 nt
Organism: Syngnathus acus (greater pipefish)
Lineage: Eukaryota; Metazoa; Chordata; Actinopteri; Syngnathiformes; Syngnathidae
Product: UPF0575 protein C19orf67 homolog
Exons: 5
Coding region: 1-579 (192 amino acids)
Source: RefSeq, a predicted model, not a curated record
AUGGUUACUUUCAUACAGCUAAGAGAAUUCUCUGCACAGAUGUGUGACAUAUUGGACCAUCUGUUGCUGACCUUGGCAAGCAGCAAUCUCAUCACUGUGGACGAGUCCGAGCCUGACAACAUAUCUCACUACUGCAUGGGCCGCAUCGUGCUGGAGCAACUGAGGCUGAGCGUAACGACAUUCCACUACUGUGAGCCCAUGCCGUACCUGGCCAGAGUCAACACCGGCCUCUUCAAGCGCAUGCGCUGGAAUGUGAAUCGACUCAAUUGUCCAAAAGAUGGAGAGAGCAAGCCUGAGACAGAAUACUACUACCUGUGCUAUGAGGAUAUUACCGAUAAGCACGCAGAUGGUGACAAUCCGGAUUCCAAAGUGGUGCGGAUGUGGUCCAUUGGUCAGUGGAUUCAGGUCCAGCCUGACCCCUGCACAGAGACCAUCUUUGACUGGGUGCUUUGUGAAGUCCCCGAGGGCGCCUAUGAGAAGCUCCUCUUCAUGGGUAGCGACGAGCCAACAAGUUGCACAGCCACAGAACACCUGCUGCAGCUACUUAUGUCAUCCAUGAACUCGGCAGCGCUUUUGUAAAUAUGCAAUAAAUUGAACCGGGGAUUUUAAUUCAUUACAAGUAGAUUUCAGGAUUUCUGCCAGGAUGUUUUCUAAUUAACAUAGAAAAUUGAGUUUUUGUAGCAAUUGGGCUUAAAUGCUGAAAUUGAAUUUAAAAUAUGCAGAAUUAUUGGACCGUUGAAUGUGGACUGGGUUGCAUCAGCCAAUUAAUGUGGAUGGAGGAUGAAAACAUGUCAAAUAUUCUUUUGGUAAAUAUUAAAUGUCACAAGCAGGACUCCGACGUUAUGUAAGGGAAGAGUCAAAUGCAUUUUAAAAAUAUUGGUUCAAAUGAUCAUUUUCAAGGUGGUCAGGGUGAUUUUUAAAACUAAGUCACAUUUUGUAUCACUGUUAAAC